AUGAUGUGCCCACCAACCUUCUUCGGUUCGUUUGCUCCCGCCCAGUUCUUCUUCCCAACGGAGAUGAUGUUCUCCAUGCCACAACUCUACCAACCAAUGCCAUUUGCCGUUCCAAUGAUGCCAUCUGAAUAUGAACCACAACCAAGUGGAUCCUAUAUUGAGGAAAAUAAGGAGAACGCGGCUCAGAACAAUUACAAGACCAGGCUCUGUAAAUUGUACAACUCGGGCAAGAGCACCUUCUGCCCCCAUGGAGCUGCCUGCAGGUUUGCCCAUGGGUUAGAGGAGCUCCGUUCAAACGGCACAGUCCCAGACCAAGAGGUAGCUAACAAAAGUUGCAAGACAAUCUUAUGUCGUAACUAUGCUCCUGGGGGUUCUGGUGAUUGUCCGUACAGACUGGCUUGUCAGUAUAUCCAUCCUAGUGAUGGGUUACUGUACAAGUUCUGUCAGGCCGAUACGCCCGAGUUCAAGGUGCUCAAGGGACAGCACCAGGAGGAGAUUCAGAAGCUUCACGCUCAAAGGAUAAUGAAUCAAAAGUUUCAACUGGAAGCUUCAAUCAACUGGAAGGUCCGGCAGUUCAACAGUGGUCAUCCAAAUGGAAGCGACUACCACGACAUACAUGGAAUGACGACGAUGGGGAUGAUCAGCUAUGUGUAG
Molecule: messenger RNA, 654 nt
Organism: Caenorhabditis briggsae
Lineage: Eukaryota; Metazoa; Nematoda; Chromadorea; Rhabditida; Rhabditidae
Exons: 4
Coding region: 1-654 (217 amino acids)
Cellular component (GO): cytosol
Molecular function (GO): mRNA 3'-UTR binding; metal ion binding
Source: RefSeq, a predicted model, not a curated record